Messenger RNA from Stegodyphus dumicola, 3752 nucleotides. Its product is annotated as muscle calcium channel subunit alpha-1-like. The record is from RefSeq and is a predicted model, not a curated record. Gene Ontology annotation, cellular component: membrane; voltage-gated calcium channel complex. Gene Ontology annotation, biological process: calcium ion import across plasma membrane. Lineage: Eukaryota; Metazoa; Arthropoda; Arachnida; Araneae; Eresidae. Gene Ontology annotation, molecular function: high voltage-gated calcium channel activity.
AGCAAGAUGACAGAGAAAAUACGGAGGACUCGAGGAACACUAAACCUUUGCGUGAUAUAGGCAAAUCAGAUACCCUACAAGCAGAAACAAAUAGUUUAGAUAUAAAUAGUUCUCCUUCCUACUGGGCAGUCAAAAGGAAAAUGUUAAGUUGUGAUAACAAGCGGCUCAGAAGAAUAUGUCGGAAAAUGGUGAAAUCUAAAGCCUUCUACUGGAUUGUUAUUGUACUCGUUUUUUUAAAUACUUUAGCCUUAGCAUCCGAGCAUAACAGUCAACCUCCUUGGCUAGAUUAUUUUCAAGAAAUAGCAAAUUUAUUCUUUGUUGUGCUGUUUACGUUGGAAAUGUUGCUAAAGUUAUUCAGCCUCGGAAUCCAAGGUUACUUCGUUUCUCUCUUUAAUCGCUUUGAUUGUUUUGUGGUAGUAAGUUCGAUUCUGGAAACGGUGCUCACAUACUCUGAUGUUAUGCCUCCGCUGGGUGUCUCUGUGUUGAGAUGUGUCCGCUUGUUGAGGAUAUUCAAAGUCACGAAGUACUGGGCUUCGUUAAGAAACCUUGUUGCUUCUCUCAUCAAUUCCAUGCGAUCCAUCGCCAGCUUGCUGCUGUUACUUUUCCUAUUCAUCGUCAUCUUCGCCUUACUUGGCAUGCAGGUGUUUGGAGGAAAAUUCAACAAUAACCCACACGAGGACAAGCCCAGGAGUAAUUUUGAUUCCUUCUGGCAAAGCCUUCUAACUGUCUUUCAAAUACUAACUGGUGAGGAUUGGAAUGAAGUUAUGUACCAUGGUAUCAAUGCUUACGGUGGUGUUGGGUCACCAGGAGUUUUAGCUUGCAUAUAUUUCAUUAUUUUAUUUAUUUGUGGAAACUAUAUUCUAUUGAAUGUAUUUUUAGCUAUUGCUGUUGAUAAUUUAGCUGAUGCAGAAAGCCUUACUGCUAUUGAAAAGGAGGAAGAUGAUAUGGAAAAAGAAUUAGGUAGCAUCAUUUAUUCCAAAGAUCUUGAAAAUUAUGAUGGCUUAGAUAAUGAAAGCAGACCUUCUGGGAGAAAGAAGAAGAAAAAGCGCCACAGUCUAUCUUCAUCUGCAUGUUCUAUUGAAAAGCCAUCUAAACCAGAUACACCCCAAAUGAAUCAUAAUAUGUUUGUGCACUCGCAGCGGGAAAAGCCAGAUAAUUCAAUUAAUGUACAAGAUUCGGUGGGUGAGAAAAAGGAAGCAGAGACAGAUAAUGAAGCUACAGCAGUUCCACUCAAUGAGGAAGAAGAGGAAGCCGAUGAAGAUGAUGAUGAAGAUGAUGAUGAUGCAUCUGUAUCCACUGCUCGCCCUAGGCGUCUUUCAAAUUUGCACAUGGAUACAAAAAUUAAGCCAAUUCCUGCUUAUACAUCAUUUUUUAUUUUUUCGCACAACAACAGGUUUCGCAGGCUAUGUCACUUCAUUGUCAAUCAUAAUUAUUUUGCAAACAUAAUUUUAGGCUUCAUUUUAAUCAGUAGUGCAAUGCUUGCUGCCGAGGAUCCUUUAAAUGUUAAUUCGGACAGAAAUAAGAUUUUAAACUACUUUGACUACUUUUUUACGACUGUUUUCACUGUAGAGAUAACUUUAAAGGCUAUUGCCUAUGGUCUGAUUUUGCAUAAAGGAUCUUUCUGUAGAAGUUACUUUAACCUGCUUGAUGUGCUUGUUGUGUCUGUUUCAUUGAUUUCAUUUGCCUUUGGGAACGAAACAUUUUCAGUUGUAAAAAUUCUGCGUGUUCUCAGAGUGCUUCGACCUCUCCGAGCCAUUAACCGUGCCAAAGGAUUAAAGCAAGUAAUCCAGUGCAUCUUUGUAGCAGUAAAAACUAUAGGGAACAUCUUGUUGGUGACCUUUCUGCUAAACUUCAUGUUUGCUGUGAUUGGAGUACAGCUAUUAAAGGGAAAGUUCUAUCGGUGUAAUGAUGAAUCUAAAAUGACUGAAGAUGAGUGCCAGGGCCAAUAUGUUGUAUAUCAUGGUGGUGAUACUAUAAAAAUAACUAUAGAAGAUAGAGUUUGGGACAAUAAUGAAUUUAAUUUUGAUGAUGUUGCCAAAGCAAUGCUCAGUCUUUGCACAGUUUCAACUUUUGAAGGGUGGCCUCGUUUACUGUAUGUGGCAAUAGACUCUCAUGCAGAGAAUGUCGGCCCUAUUUAUAACUACAAUCCACUGGUAGCUGUCUACUUUAUUGUUUAUAUCAUAAUCAUAGCAUUUUUCAUGGUGAACAUUUUUGUUGGUUUUGUCAUUGUCACUUUCCAGAAUGAGGGGGAACAAGAGUUUAAAAAUUGUGAACUAGACAAAAACCAGAGAAAUUGUAUAGAAUUUGCACUUAAAGCUAAGCCUGUUCGACGUUAUAUUCCCAAACAUCGAAUACAGUACAAAGUAUGGUGGUUUGUGACUUCACAGUACUUUGAAUAUGCUAUUUUUAUCCUUAUAAUGAUCAACACUUUAGUAUUAGCUAUGAAGUAUUAUGGCCAGCCCAAAGAAUAUACAUUUGCCUUAGAUAUUAUGAAUAUGAUCUUUACUGCUGUUUUUGCCUUUGAAUUCCUUCUUAAACUUAUAGCUUUUAAAUUUAAGAACUAUUUUGGUGAUGCCUGGAAUGUUUUUGACUUUAUCAUUGUUCUAGGGAGUUUCAUAGAUAUUGUUUAUUCUGAGGUUAAUCCAGGAACAAAUAUCAUUAGCAUUAAUUUUUUUCGUCUUUUUCGAGUGAUGAGGUUGAUUAAACUUUUGAGUAGAGGAGAAGGCAUCCGAACUUUGCUUUGGACAUUCAUUAAAUCUUUUCAGGCCUUGCCUUACGUAGCUUUGUUGAUAGUGAUGCUUUUCUUUAUAUAUGCUGUUAUAGGAAUGCAGAUGUUUGGCCGUAUUGCUCUUGAUCCUGAAACUGCUAUUCACAGGAACAAUCAUUUCCAAACUUUUCCACAAGCAGUUUUAGUUUUGUUUAGGUCUGCUACUGGCGAAGGAUGGCAAGAAAUCAUGAUGGCCUGUACUAAUAAGCCCACCACAAAGUGUGAUCCAAGAUCAGAUGAAUCAUUUGGUGAAGUCUGUGGUUCUGAAGUAGCUUUACCAUAUUUCAUAUCUUUUUAUAUUUUGUGUUCAUUUUUGGUCAUUAAUCUUUUUGUUGCUGUGAUCAUGGACAAUUUUGAUUACUUAACUAGAGAUUGGUCAAUACUGGGUCCUCAUCACUUAGAUGAAUUCAUUCGACUUUGGUCUGAAUAUGAUCCUGAUGCAAAGGGAAGAAUAAAGCAUUUGGAUGUUGUAACAUUGCUCAGAAAAAUUUCUCCCCCCUUAGGAUUUGGGAAGUUAUGUCCUCAUAGAGUAGCUUGCAAAAAAUUAGUUUCCAUGAAUAUGCCUCUAAAUAGUGAUGGGACUGUUAUGUUUAAUGCAACUUUAUUUGCUCUUGUUAGGACAUCUUUGCAUAUCAAAACAGAAGGAAAUAUUGAUGAGGCAAAUGAAGAAUUACGGGCAGUGAUUAAGAAAAUAUGGAAACGCACAAGUGAUGAACUCCUUGAUCAAGUGGUACCUCCAGCUGGAGGUAAUAAAUAAUCAUUUAUUAUAAAUGCUUGAACAGGUGAAACAGUUCUUGCAUUUUGUGAAAACUGGUAACUUGUUUUGAAGCAUGACAACUUGAUUUUAAAUGUUUGUUUUCCUCCACCUCUGUGGCCUCUGUAUUUGACUGCAUGUUCAGAUAUGUGCCUGAACAUUCUUCUAUUGGUGUAAAGCUUCAUUUUAUUGUAAAAUAACUUAUUUUCACUUAAAUUUUCAAAACUAGUC